Humulus lupulus (European hop) is the source of this 1074-nucleotide messenger RNA. Its product is annotated as putative wall-associated receptor kinase-like 11. Gene Ontology annotation, molecular function: ATP binding; protein serine/threonine kinase activity. NCBI's taxonomy places the organism in Eukaryota, Viridiplantae, Streptophyta, Magnoliopsida, Rosales, Cannabaceae. The record is from RefSeq and is a predicted model, not a curated record. The transcript has 5 exons. Gene Ontology annotation, cellular component: plasma membrane. Gene Ontology annotation, biological process: cell surface receptor signaling pathway; protein phosphorylation. The coding region runs from base 1 to 1074 and encodes 357 amino acids.
AUGGAGUUAGCCAAUGACCCCAAACUACCUGGGGAUGAAAUGGUCAAUUCUUAUGUCAAAACCCUUGCCACUGUUCUUGGGAGUGAGAAGGAGGCAAAGAGGAAGAUAUACUCUGUUUCCGCUACUACAUAUACAGAUUUUGGUGUAGGAGCUGGGUUUCCUCCUGGAGCAUUAAUUCUAGUUUUAGGCCUGUGGAGAUUACACAAUUUCAGAAAGAAAAGAAAAGCAGUUCAACAGAAGAAAGCAUUUUUCAAAGGUCUUUUGUUGGAACAACAAAUGCAAACAAGUGAAAACAAUGUUGAACAAACCAAGUUGUUUGAUUUAAAAGAGUUAGAGAAGGCAACUAAUCAUUUUAGUAUGGAUAGAAUUCUUUGCCAAGGAGGUCAAGGAACUGUGUACAAAGGAAUGUUGGAAGAUGGAAAGAUUGUUGCUAUAAAGAAGUCUAAAAUAAUUGAUGAAGCCAAACUUUCUCAAUUCAUUAAUGAGGUUGUCAUUCUUACGCAAAUCAAUCAUAGAAAUGUUGUUAAGUUAUUGGGAUGUUGUUUGGAGACAGAUCUUCCACUUCUAGUUUAUGAAUUCAUACCAAACGGGACACUUUCUGAGUUUAUUCAUAAGAGAAAUAUGGAGUUUCCUUUUACAUGGAGCAUGCGAUUGCGAAUUGCAACUAAAGUUGCAGGAGCUCUUUCAUACUUACAUUCAGGGGCUUCUUUUCCAAUUUAUCAUCGAGAUGUUAAGUCUACAAACAUACUCCUAGAUGAAAUGAGAGCAAAAGUUGCAGAUUUUGAUAAGAGUGAUGUUUAUAGUUUUGGAGUGAUUCUUGUCGAGCUCUUGACUGGACAAAAAGUAAUAUCUGCAACAAGGUCUGAAGAAGGAAAAAGUUUGGCGACAUAUUUCAAAAUGACAAUGAUGGAAAACAAUCUUUUUGACAUUCUUGAUGGUCAAGUUCUCAAAGAUGCGCCAAAAAAAGAGAUCAUAGUUGUUGCUGAUCUUGCACAGAGAUGCUUACAUUUGAGCGGAAGGAAUCGACCUACCAUGAAAGAAGUAGCAAAGGAGCUAGAAAGGAUACAAUUAUAG